CAUUUGGUCAUAGUGUGUUGUUUAUUUUGUUAUAAGGGAAGUUCUCUCAUACCUGACCACAGGUAAUGUGUGGGAGGUUAUUAUAAUGUUUACUUUACAUUAUGUUGUGUUUCUCUAGUGCCAUCUUUAGAAAAAUGAAACUUGAGGUUGCUGUUGGUUGUGUCAUGUGUUUUAGAUGGAAAGAUAUCAGAUAUUAUUUCCUCUGUGAAAAUGAGAGGCCAAUCAUAUUGCUCUCACGUUGUUCCCUCCCACUUGAUAUGAUUACAUGAAGGAAAUCUUCCUGCAGUAUAUAAACAUCUAAAUCAACGGCUGUCUGAAGAGGAUUCAUUAAAAUGCUGAUCUUAUUCCAACUGCUGCUGCUGCUCGGAGCGAUGGGAAGCGCAUUCGAUCAGAUCUUUGAGACAAAGACUGCUGAUGUCGGAGAUGAAGUGAAGUUGAUGUGCAGCCGCCGCCAGAAGACGGUCAAACAAGAGCCUGGAAGCUUUGUUCUGUACAUUAACAAAGCAGAGCCGAGUGAUGCUGGAGUUUACUACUGCAUGGAACAACUUAACCUUGACCUGAAAUUAUUGAUUGGAACCUUUCUGAAAAUUAAAGGACCAGAACCUGAUAUAACUGCCGUCAUUCAAGUCCGUCCAUCUGACCCGGUCGGGUCAGGAGACUCUGUGACUCUGCAGUGUUCCUUCCUGUCCGGCUCUGACAACCACACAUGUCCAAGAUAUGACAAGCUGUACUGGUUCAGAGCUGAUGAAUCUCAUCCCAGUUUAGUUUAUGUUCAUGGCAGUAGUGGUGAUGAAUGCGACGGGAGCCUUGAAGCUCACUCACCCCAUAGAUGUGUCUUCAAUUCCUGUAAGAGUUUUAGUUCCUCUGAUUCUGGGACUUAUUACUGCGCUGUGGUCACAUGUGGAGAGAUUUUAUUCGGACAUGGAAUAAAACUGGAAACUGAAGUGGUCAACAUGUGGAAUCUACAGAAGGCCAAUACAGUUCUGUGUCUGUUAAGUGCUGCAUUGGCGAUAAGUCUGAUUGUUGUUGUCGUCCUGUUAAAAAAGAAAACGUGUGAUUGUUGCAAAGCUGGAGUUUCUUUACAAACAGAGGCUGCAGCAGUCGGUGGUAAUCCACCAAGUCAGCAGAGACACGAGGACUCUUUGGUUUAUUCUGCACCGACCUUCAGCAGGAGGAAGGCUGGUAAAACAACCGGGAGAAGAAAUGAAAAACCUGCAGAUGAAGAAACGGUCUACUCUGAUGUCAGAGCUUAUGUGAUAGAUUAACAAUCCAAACAGUCGAUUUUCUGAUUUAAAUAGCUCUUAUCGUUCAUGGCUUGAAACUUAUCAUGAGAACAGUCAUUCACAUAAAUGUUACAUCCGAUGUUAUAACAAUAUUUGGAUCGUAUUAAAUAAUAUUUGUAUAAAAUCACAUUUGCAACUGCUUUUGGUGACACCAGACAGAACUGUGCAAUUUAAAUUUCUAAGCAUUUUUCAAGGUCAAUCGUGUUUCUACUCAAACUGGCUUUUGAAAGAUUCAAACUUUCAUACAUUUUCACAUAUGCAAAUUAAAUCUAUGAAUAAAA
Pleuronectes platessa (European plaice) is the source of this 1564-nucleotide messenger RNA. Its product is annotated as signal-regulatory protein beta-2. Gene Ontology annotation, biological process: response to bacterium. The record is from RefSeq and is a predicted model, not a curated record. The coding region runs from base 333 to 1265 and encodes 310 amino acids. The transcript is spliced from 7 exons. Lineage: Eukaryota; Metazoa; Chordata; Actinopteri; Pleuronectiformes; Pleuronectidae.